Messenger RNA from Colletotrichum costaricense, 591 nucleotides. RefSeq lists its product as uncharacterized. The record is from RefSeq and is a predicted model, not a curated record. Bases 1 to 591 code for a protein of 196 amino acids. NCBI's taxonomy places the organism in Eukaryota, Fungi, Ascomycota, Sordariomycetes, Glomerellales, Glomerellaceae. The transcript has 2 exons.
AUGAUGAUGGGCGACGAUGCGCAAGCCACACACGCCACUGUCAUUUCACUGACGACGCUUUUCACUACGCAGUCACUGAGCCUACCUCCUCUAACUAGGUACCUAGGGAUUAUGGCAACCCAUUUCUCAUUGAUAUGCGGGAAAUCGGCUAGUCAGAUACACCACCCGGCCUCCCGUCCGUCAUCCACGCGACGCGGGAGUCUCAGUCGCGAGCUCGGUGUGUACCGCCCCAUUUCUAUGAGGUUAAUGAAGAUACCUACCCGUACCUGCCUGCCUCAUGUGCGAGCAGUGAUAUCACAACAUGGCUCGCUAUCAACGAAUCGUGAUAAGCUGUCUGCUAUGUUCAGACUGAGGCUCAACUGCUUCCCUGACGAUGUUGGCACUCAUUGGUCAACCGUAGGCAGGGCAGAUGGGACCAAAGAUAUCUUCAUUGCGCUUGUGGCAUCACAAACCCGCAAACGGCGAGAACAAGAAGGCCUGAAGCCAGAGCGCCGAAUGGACUGGUCCAGACCACUUCUCUGCACGAGCCAUAUUCUGUCGUCAUUCAUACCUUUUACCUCUCCACGUUUGGCGCGGCUUUGGCCGAAUUAG